Messenger RNA from Phytophthora sojae, 981 nucleotides. RefSeq lists its product as hypothetical. The transcript has 7 exons. Lineage: Eukaryota; Oomycota; Peronosporomycetes; Peronosporales; Peronosporaceae. Gene Ontology annotation, cellular component: membrane. The record is from RefSeq and is a predicted model, not a curated record. Bases 1 to 981 code for a protein of 326 amino acids. Gene Ontology annotation, molecular function: serine-type endopeptidase activity.
AUGUUCGGUCCCGGCGUCGGGCGCCGCGGGCGCGGCAUGGCGCCCAACGUCGGGCGCAACGGGCAGGGCCUCACUCUGAUGCUGAUGCUCGUGCGGCAGGUCCAGCAGCUCGAGCGCAAGCCGCCUGUCACGCUCGGCCUCAUGGCUCUCAUGUAUGGUAUUCACUUCCAGAAGAACCAGACGCCACAGCUCUUCGCCCCAUACUCGCUCUGCCCGGACCGAGUACUGAGCAAUUGGGACUGGGAGCGGAUCGUUGCGUCGGGUCUUAUUCAUGUGGACGACUGGCACUUGUACCACAACAUGAUCUCGUUCUUGUGGAAAGGAUACAAUCUCGAGUACAAGUUGGGGAGUGUGCGGUUCCUGCUUACGGUGGGGUACUUGCUGGUGCUCUGCCAUGUCCUUGUGGUGGUGGUGGCUCUUGUUCUCGCCACGGGGUUCCAGAUGCCGGCACCACUGCAUCAGUGCAGCGUUGGAUUCUCGGGCGUGUUGUUUGCAUUAAAGGUGCUUUUGAACCACAACUCACCCGCGUUCUUCUCAAGUGUAUACGGCUUUCAAGUGCCCACAAAAUACACGGCGUGGCUAGAAUUGGUGGUGAUCCACUUCCUGGUGCCACGAAGCUCUUUCAUGGGGCACAUGUGCGGUAUUCUAGCAGGUUAUAUCUUCGUGGAUUCACCAUCGAUGCAGUCAGCUAUGACUUCUGGUGCUCGCGUGGUCAGUCGAUGGAUGCGUUCUCUGGCCGGGCCAAUCUCCAGCCGAUCGGAGCAUGACACACGAUGCGCCGCACCAGCUCAUUCUUCCCGUAGCUCGACGAGCAUGCCAGCCCAACGCUUUGAAACGGACGAGCAGCUAGCCCGUCGCCUACAAGAGGAAGAGUACCAACGAGCCCAGGACAUCGCAGCUCCACAACGUGAACAACCUUUACCUGAGCGCAUCAGCCCAAGCGAACUUCGUCGUCGGCGUUUGGCUCGAUUCGGCAGCUAG